Messenger RNA from Dissoconium aciculare CBS 342.82, 2544 nucleotides. RefSeq lists its product as uncharacterized. Bases 477 to 2396 code for a protein of 639 amino acids. The record is from RefSeq and is a predicted model, not a curated record. The transcript has a single exon. NCBI's taxonomy places the organism in Eukaryota, Fungi, Ascomycota, Dothideomycetes, Mycosphaerellales, Dissoconiaceae.
AGUACUACGUGCAGGAGCCAGCAUCGUCGUGAGCUACUUCACGCCCGAAUUUUUGGAUUGGCUAGAAACCUAAGGAUUUCUGGCGUCGCGUUUGCCUAAUUUGUCACGACCGUUUGAUGUUUUCACGUUCAAAAAAGAGCAAUGCUCAAAUUCGAUCACCCUUUUUUCCAAUUAAUCGCGCGGACUCCCGCUAAUGAAAUAUAAGUCGCUUCACGUGGGCGUUGUGAGGUAGCCAAGGGCAAGCGACACGAACGAUUUCGGCGUGGCAGACUAACUAACCCCAAUCGAAAGCCGUGAAACAAUGAAGGAGCACAAACGCCCAGGGUCGCCCCCGCAUGGUCACCGCAUCCGUCAAAGCCACAAUCCUGUGAUAAACAAACAAGCCAAUUUGUUAUGAACCUGUCCGAGUAGUCUUGGAAUGGUCGUUUCACCUUGACAAUCACAUUGACAAACCUCUGGUCCCAUAAGAAGCAAUCAUGCCCCGAAUGACCCGCGCAAGAGCGGCUGAAGUCGCAGAGCAACUCCACAUCGACCCCGACGUGUCGCUUGAGGCUCGCAACGACGAUUACAUUUCGAUCGACGAGAACACUGCAGAAACACGCCCUCCGCUUGGUGAAAUUACAGGAAAUAGUCUUUCCAUCGCCAAUCAGAACGACGCAGUUGAGAAUAAAUCGAUUGGAAAGUCGCAAAGGCGCGUCAGAAAGAGCCCUAACGCAAGCACGACGCAAGCCGAGACGACCAGCGAUCAAGUCGACGAGCAUUCGGGUAAACCAUAUAAGAUUAUGUCUGAAUCAUCGAGCGCACCAAAGACGUCAACGCGCAAGCGUUCGAUGGACGAUUUGACUAAACAUUACAACGAUUGUAAGUAUGCUUCUGCAUACAUGGGAAGCGGCUCCUCGAAGUCACAUGACGCUAAUGCAGGGGAUGCAUCAACAGUGCAAAUCACGCAUAUGUCUCAUUUGCCGACCACAGAUGAUAUAGAGUCGAAGAGCCCGACGUUGGACAUUGGAAAUUCAGCAGAGAAAUUAUCGAAAUCCGUCUCGUUGUCCAAUGGUGUUGCUGCAAAAGAGGAAUUUUUGGACAACGUUGAAAGCGACGUUGUAAAGUCGAAUAUGCCAAUCGCAAUGCAAACGGUCCGGAGUCCCUCGCCGGUGAGGCUCUCAACGCCGCAAUCGCAGAAAUCAUUCAACACUGUCGAUUCUGGAUAUUCUGCCAGCAAAUAUGACGACCUGGAGGCUGCGGCAUGCCAAGUGACGACACCCCGAUCUCUGAGUACCGUGCGGUACACACUUGAGGAUUCUGUCCGGGCCAACACACUGGUGGAACAUGACGCAGAUGUGCAAGUCACGCCGCCAGGAUCGGUCAAAUCGCUAGACUACACUUUUGAGGAAUCUCUUCGCGAGAUUGAGAUUCUCGAACAAGUCGUCAAUGCCAUUUCUCCACGCGCUUCGAACACCCCGACGUUCCCCGAGAAGCCCGAGUCCCUCGAGAAGCCCGAAUUUAAGAAGUCAAAUCCUGUUGUCCGUGCUACCAAGGCGAGCCAAGCACGUAUCUCUUUAGCUCAUGGACCAAAGGACGCACCUCGACCGCCGGCUCUUGGACGACCUCGACAGUCUAUCGGACCCCAGGACCAAUCACGUACGGUAUCGGGAUCCAGCGCUGACUCUGGAAGCCUCACUCCCAAGAAGGAGGUCAUCAUCCCUCACAGCAAGCCACGUCCCAUGUCGAUGGCGUUCCCGGCACCAGCGCCAUUGCUAAAGUCGACCAAAGCCCCAACUCAAAGCACCUUCCAGCUCCCAGGAGAGGUCGUCGCCGCGAAGCUCAAGGCCGCCAAAGAAGCUCGCUUGGCCAAAGAAGCCGAAGAGUCCAAGAAGAAGCCCUUCAAAGCGCGUCCCGUGCCUGCCAGUCUCAGCAAGGCGCCCGCGGUGCGUCAAACGAACAGUAGCAUCGCUCGCGAGCAACGCAUCUCAGGGAAGCCCAUCGAAUUGGUCAACGGGAUCCACCGCCCCAUGAGCGUCGCCGACUCCCAUCACUCCCGCAGCGCCUCAGUCAGCCGGCCCUUCCCUCCCAAAUCCGCCGUGAACGCCCCAUCCCAGCUCCGAUCCAGCACGGCCAUGGCCUUCAACCUGGAUUCCUCCAGCAACAGCCGUCCUCCCAGCGUCGCACAAUCGAACCGUAGCGGCGCCGGCGGCAGCAGUGGCAACGCCAUCAUCUCCAAGGGCAAGGAAGUCUACAACCGUCCCGCCCAACUCCUCGCGGCGGCCGAGCAGGAACGCCGCGAGAAGGAAGAGGCCACGAAGAAAGCCCGUGCCGAAGCCGCGGCUAGGAGCCGUGCUCUUUCCCGCGAGUGGGCAGAGAAGCAAAAGGCGAAGAAAGUCGCCCUUCCUGCUGCUUAGAUUGCCUGGCUACGACACAGGCGCCGACGACUUCACGAAAGUAAACAGCGAGAUGCUCCACUCGCACACGUCUUCCUUUCUUUUCUCUCCCCCAAACCUUUUCUUCCUGCAGUCUGCGCAUUCAUGAAUGAUAUCGAAACAAAUGCGC